Pelobates fuscus (common spadefoot toad) is the source of this 1910-nucleotide messenger RNA. RefSeq names its product integrin binding sialoprotein (gene IBSP). Gene Ontology annotation, biological process: ossification; bone mineralization; extracellular matrix organization. Gene Ontology annotation, cellular component: extracellular region. The record is from RefSeq and is a predicted model, not a curated record. NCBI's taxonomy places the organism in Eukaryota, Metazoa, Chordata, Amphibia, Anura, Pelobatidae. Bases 58 to 795 code for a protein of 245 amino acids. The transcript is spliced from 7 exons.
CUGUGCUUUUUCAUUCUGAACUGCUGUCAGAUUACCACUGUAAAAGGCAAACACAAAAUGAAGACAGCCAUCAUCUUGAUCUUUCUGGUGGGACUGAGCAGUGCGUUUUACAUUAAUCGUUUUCAAAGAAGGUGGAAAGGAAGUGAUUCUGAUGAAAAAGCGCUAGCGAGGAACCGACAUGGCUACUUCUUCAGGAACAUGAACAUGCAACCACCACCAUUUAAGCAUUAUAUCAGCAAUGUCAAGGGAGGUGAUUCAUCUGAAGAAAAUGGAGAAAGCUCUGAUGAGGAAGAUUCUUCAGAAGUCAGUAAAAAUGGAAACAAUGCUGGUCCUACUAGGACUGAAACUGGAAAGGGUGCUGAAGAAGAGGCAAAUUCCGAUGAGGGUGAAGAGAGCGAAAAUGAAAAUGGAGGGACAUCUGCUCCAGAGGUGGAAGAAACUACUUCAAACAUGAACGAGACGGAGACUGAAAAUGGAGAACAGUGGAACACUACCGACAGCCAUGUGCAAACUGAGCCUAUGCAGACAAGUACCAUUGCUGUUGAUGUUACCGAAACCCCUGCUAGCAUUGUUGAUGAAACUUUAGGCAUUGAAGAAGGUAGCAACGGAGGCAUUGUGAGCACCACUCCAUAUGAACCUACGAACAAUGGCUACCAAUAUGAGAAUGGUUAUGAACAUGAAAAUGAAGCUUACUAUAAAGGCAGAGGAGACACAUAUGCACGCUAUGAGGAUGAAUAUCAUUACAGAAACCGUGUCUACGAUCACUAUGGUCGAGAAUAUGAAUAUUAUCAAUAGAUUUAAUGUUGUGUCAUUGUUAUGUCAUUUAAAUUGGUAGCAAUACCUAUUUUUUUCCACAAUUAUAAUAUGAAUGCCCUUGUUUGUUUGUUUUUUUUAAUUACUUACUUAAAUUAGAAUUUCUCUACUUGACCUGUUCUGUACAGGGUUGGCCUUUCUAUCAGGGAUUUCAGACUAGGUGCUCAUCAAUAUGGGAACACCACUAAUUUGUCUGCCUCAUUAUUUCCUCAAUUGAUACUCUAGAUUAGUCUACGGUGGGAUGUCCCACACAAGCUUGUAUCAGAAAAAAGAACACUAAAAAAUACCUGAACUCUAGUCUUUCAGUGAAGCGGCUGUGAUGAUGCCCUGUUCUACAAGGAAGGGCUGCAAUACCCUUACAUUUUGGAAGCAGGCUACAUUCAGAAAGUUAAAAAAAGGUUUAAGUGAAUAAUAUUUUACAGAAAUAAAAACUAAAGUGAAAAGAGUUAUAACUACUAGUUGUGUAAUUUCAAAACACUUUAUAUUUUAAAUGUAAGAAUUAACAACCAUAUUGCUUGAACAUAAACCCUCGAUUUACUGUUUACAUCUAUGUUUUGUGUAGUGGACUAUGUUAGAUAUACUUAUAUAUUGAGUUAUAUAAUCAUACUGUCCGUUAGUUAUAUAAUAAUCAGUAUGUUAAACGUUAUGUAUGUAAUACUGGGGAUAUAAUAAGCUGUUCUGUAUACAUCUCAUACACAUAUAGUCAGUUAAUCAUCUAAAGUAAAGACUAUUUUUACUUUCAGACUGGUUACAAGUAUGCAAUUUAUUAAUUCAAAGCACAAGAGAAAUCCUCAAAAUCCUGAAUCAUUUUCCACGGGGUAGCAUUUAACCCUCUACAGCCCAAUGUUUAUUUCAAUAUUCCAAAAUUUAAUUGACUUGUGAGUAAUAAAUAUCUGUAUGAGUAAAAGUAACUUUUAUCUGGCAUUUGAGGUGACAUGAAACAGGCUCCCUGGGGAAACAGGGAGGUUGUAGAACAGGAUUGCCCAUGGCUGUAUGUUGAUGGAAUUAGUAUUAUAUAUAUAUUUUACCUUCCGUAUAUUGAUUAUGGUUACAAUGUAUCGCAAUUUGUGUUCCAAAAUAAACAUAAAAUAUGAAAU